CUAAACAGCAAAGCUAUUACUUCUGUUUUGUAAUGGCAUUCCAAUCCAGAAAAUUAUUUAUGUAAUACUACAUACAUCAUAUAAUAUUUGCAAUCUAAAACCAUUGUUUAAAAUUUAAACCUAAUUAUCUGACAAUAAAUAGUGAUUGUUACAAAUUGUAGUUAUAUUUGUUUCAUUUUUUAGUGCAAACUCGACCUAAGCUUAUACUUCAUGUUCUAGUAACUUUACUCAUACUUAGUUAUGCAUAUAUGUAUAUCUCACAUACAUAUGUGUGUAAACACCACUUACCGCCAAAACUCAGUAUGAUCAUACCAAUAAAAAAAGAUGGUGAAUGUGAGGAAUGGGCGAUUGUUGAGUUACAAGGUGAUUUAAAAUUUAAUUCCGUGAAUAUUACGAAUGUAUAUAUCGGAGAUUUACACUUUACAAAAUCUGGUACACCUAUACUUAUAAUCGGCAUUCAUGUAUUACAAGGAAAAGAAAUGGCGCUUCAAAAACCAUUUGCAGUUCUAGUUAAAAAAAAGAAUGAGGAAACUAAUACAGCUAAUACUUCCGAAGUAAAAACGGCAUACGUUAUUAAAGCAAUUGUAAAGAAGAAAUUAAUUUUUAAGUCUAGGCCGAAACCUAUUGUAACAAAUGUCCCAAAAUGUCAUUAAACAUAUGUAUAAAUAUUGUACCUUAUUGGUGUAAUUUUAUGGUACACUGUGCUAUUGAAAUAAACUAUUGUGAUAUAAAUAUGAAUGUAUUGUUGCUGAUAAAUAAAUUUACAUAGGUUUAAAAAACAA
Molecule: messenger RNA, 782 nt
Organism: Bombus impatiens (common eastern bumble bee)
Lineage: Eukaryota; Metazoa; Arthropoda; Insecta; Hymenoptera; Apidae
Product: chromosome transmission fidelity protein 8 homolog
Exons: 2
Coding region: 249-653 (134 amino acids)
Biological process (GO): mitotic sister chromatid cohesion
Cellular component (GO): Ctf18 RFC-like complex
Source: RefSeq, a predicted model, not a curated record